UUUGUGUCGUGUAUCCUGUCCUACAGGUCUAUGCAAUAUUAGUUAGUCACCCUCCUGCUCCCAACGAUCACCUAACACCAACACCUGUGUCAUACACAGCUGGCUUCUACAGGAUCCCUGUCAUUGGUCUGACAACACGCAUGUCUAUAUAUUCUGAUAAGAGCAUCCACCUGUCCUUUUUGCGCACGGUCCCACCUUACUCUCACCAGGCCAACGUCUGGUUUGAGAUGAUGAGAGUCUUCAACUGGAACCACGUCAUUCUGAUAGUCAGCGACGACCACGAGGGUCGUGCUGCACAAAAGAAGCUGGAGACCCUCCUGGAGGAGAAAGAGUCCAAGAGUAAAAAAAGGAACUAUGAAAACCUCGACCAACUUUCCUAUGACAACAAGCGAGGACCCAAGGCUGAGAAAGUGCUUCAGUUUGACCCUGGAACCAAAAAUGUGACAUCGCUGCUGCUGGAGGCGAAGGAGCUGGAAGCCAGGGUGAUCAUCCUCUCUGCCAGCUCCCCCCGCAUCCAGGGCAUGCUCAGCCUCGUGCUCGCUGUCCCCGGAGCGGGGCACGGUCCCAGCAAUGCUGAGCCCUCCCCUCUGCCCUCGGCAGGAGUGAUCGGCCUGCAGCUCAUCAAUGGCAAGAACGAGUCAGCCCACAUCAGUGACGCUGUGGCCGUGGUGGCCCAGGCCGUGCAUGACCUGUUUGAGAAGGAGAAUAUCACAGACCCACCGCGGGGCUGCGUGGGCAACACCAACAUCUGGAAAACAGGACCCCUUUUUAAGAGGGUGUUGAUGUCCUCCAAGUACUCAGAGGGUGUCACCGGCCGGGUGGAGUUCAACGAGGACGGGGACAGGAAGUUUGCCAACUACAGCAUCAUGAACCUGCAGAAUCGGAAACUGGUCCAGGUUGGGAUUUACAACGGCAGCAAUGUCCUGACCAACGACAGGAAGAUCAUCUGGCCAGGGGGGGAAACGGAGAAACCUCAAGGCUAUCAGAUGUCAACCAAGUUGAAGAUUGUGACCAUCCACCAAGAGCCUUUUGUGUAUGUGAAGCCCACUCAGGCAGAUGGGACGUGCAGGGAGGAAUUCACCAUCAAUGGAGAUCCUGUCAAAAAGGUCUUCUGCACUGGACCCAAUGAGACCAUCCCAGGCCGUCCCACCGUGGCACUGUGCUGCUACGGCUUCUGCAUCGACCUGCUCAUCCGCCUGGCAGGGGUGAUGAACUUCACCUAUGAGGUUCACCUGGUGGCUGAUGGUAAAUUUGGUACCCAAGAGCGGGUGAACAACAGCAACAAGAAGGAGUGGAACGGGAUGAUGGGGGAGCUGCUGAGCGGCCAAGCAGACAUGAUCGUGGCUCCCCUCACCAUCAACAACGAGCGGGCUCAGUACAUCGAGUUCUCCAAGCCCUUCAAGUACCAGGGCCUCACCAUCCUCGUGAAGAAGGAAAUCCCCCGCAGCACCCUGGACUCGUUCAUGCAGCCCUUCCAGAGCACACUCUGGCUGCUGGUGGGGCUGUCUGUGCACGUGGUGGCAGUGAUGCUGUACCUGUUAGACCGAUUCAGCCCAUUUGGCCGGUUCAAAGUAAACAGUGAGGAGGAGGAGGAAGAUGCCCUGACUCUCUCCUCAGCCAUGUGGUUCUCCUGGGGAGUCCUGCUGAACUCUGGCAUUGGAGAAGGUGCUCCCCGGAGUUUCUCUGCCCGUAUCCUUGGCAUGGUGUGGGCUGGCUUUGCUAUGAUCAUUGUGGCUUCAUACACUGCCAACCUGGCAGCCUUCCUGGUGUUAGACCGACCUGAGGAGAGGAUCACAGGCAUUAACGACCCCCGGCUGCGCAACCCCUCGGAUAAAUUCAUCUACGCCACGGUGAAGCAGAGCUCCGUGGACAUCUACUUCCGACGGCAGGUGGAGCUGAGCACCAUGUACAGGCACAUGGAGAAGCACAACUACGAGAGCGCUGCCGAGGCCAUCCAGGCAGUGAGGGACAACAAGCUCCACGCCUUCAUCUGGGACUCGGCAGUGCUGGAGUUUGAGGCCUCCCAGAAGUGUGACCUGGUGACGACGGGGGAGCUCUUCUUCCGCUCCGGCUUCGGGAUCGGGAUGCGCAAGGACAGCCCCUGGAAGCAGAACGUCUCCCUGGCCAUCCUCAAGUCCCACGAGAACGGCUUCAUGGAGGAUUUGGACAAGACUUGGGUGAGGUAUCAAGAGUGUGAUUCCCGUAGCAAUGCCCCAGCAACACUCACCUUUGAAAAUAUGGCAGGUGUGUUUAUGCUGGUGGCUGGAGGUAUUGUUGCCGGGAUAUUUUUAAUAUUCAUAGAGAUAGCUUACAAAAGGCAUAAGGACGCGCGGAGGAAGCAGAUGCAGCUGGCGUUCGCGGCCGUUAAUGUGUGGAGGAAAAACCUGCAGGAUAGAAAAAGUGGUAGAGCAGAACCUGACCCUAAAAAGAAAGCCACUUUUAGGUCCAUCACCUCCACCCUGGCCUCCAGCUUCAAGAGACGUAGGUCCUCCAAGGAUACGCAGUAUCACCCCACCGACAUCACUGGCCAGCUCAACCUCUCCGACCCCUCAGUCAGCACUGUGGUGUGACCUUCUCCCCGAGGGCCAUCAGUCCUUGCCCAACACAGUAGGAAGGCACAGCCAGGACUGCCUUUCCAGGGACACUGAUGGGUUCUUCUGGGUGAGAUGGGAGGAAAGCAUCCUUCAUCCAUACACAGUGACUCCAUUGUAUAUCCCCCUCCCUUCCUAAGCCUGCUGCCAUGCUCGUGCCCCAGGAAGCACGGCAGGACCAGGACAAGGUUUGGACUUCACUGUACAGAGAUAAUUGCUUCCAAACAGUGCCACGAUAAUCAGAA
This is a messenger RNA of Cyanistes caeruleus (blue tit), 2836 nucleotides long. The record is from RefSeq and is a predicted model, not a curated record. Lineage: Eukaryota; Metazoa; Chordata; Aves; Passeriformes; Paridae.